Messenger RNA from Medicago truncatula (barrel medic), 1644 nucleotides. Its product is annotated as probable serine/threonine-protein kinase PBL18. The transcript is spliced from 6 exons. NCBI's taxonomy places the organism in Eukaryota, Viridiplantae, Streptophyta, Magnoliopsida, Fabales, Fabaceae. The record is from RefSeq and is a predicted model, not a curated record. Bases 217 to 1440 code for a protein of 407 amino acids. Gene Ontology annotation, molecular function: protein kinase activity; ATP binding. Gene Ontology annotation, biological process: protein phosphorylation.
AAUUAAUUUCUUCUUCACUUCUCUAUCUAUGAUGUGAUCAUAGCGUGGACUUUGUCUUAUUUCCUCACACAAAACAACAAACACAUAUUAUAAUUUAAAGACUUUUUCAUAACCCUUCGAUUCACACCAUUUUCUUCAUUCUGUGUUUUCCUUAGAUGAGUGUUGUGUACUUUUCUGAGGAUAACAAAGAGAGAACAAAAGAAUAACACUUUCAUCAUGGGAAACACUUGCAGAAAACCAGUUUGUCAUGAUUCCUCACCAAGUUUAUUUGGAAGUACAAAUACUCAAAGUAACAUAAAGCAGACUUCGGAUUCUCCUGACCAGAAAACCGAUUCGAAAACUUCAUCAUCAAAUGAUGACAAAUCGAUCUCUAAAGAUGUUAAGUCCUUCAGCUUCAAUGAUCUAAAGGAGGCAACUAGGAACUUUCGGCAAGAAAAUUUAAUAGGGGAAGGAGGGUUUGGAUUCGUCUACAAAGGAUGGAUAGAUGAAAACACUGGUGCUCCAACAAAACCAGGAAAUGGAAUUGUAGUAGCCAUUAAGAAGCUUAAGCCAGAAAGUUUUCAAGGCCACAAGGAAUGGCUUGCAGAAGUCAAUUAUCUAGGCCAACUUCACCAUGAAAAUUUGGUGAAGCUUAUUGGUUACUGUUCAGAAGGUAAAAACAGGCUUCUGGUUUAUGAGUUUAUGCAGAAAGGAAGUUUGGAAAAUCACCUGUUCAGAAAAGGUGUUCAACCAAUUUCCUGGAUGACACGGAUCAGUAUUGCAAUCGGUGUGGCAAGAGGACUAGCAUUCUUACAUUCCCUUGAUGCAAAUGUUAUUUAUCGUGAUUUAAAGGCUUCCAACAUCCUACUUGAUUCGGAUUUCAAUGCGAAUCUUUCCGAUUUUGGCUUGGCAAGAGAUGGUCCUACCGGAGAUAACACUCAUGUUUCAACUCGAAUUAUUGGAACUCAUGGUUAUGCUGCUCCAGAGUAUGUAGCUACAGGUCAUUUAACACUAAGGAGUGAUGUAUACAGCUUCGGCGUCGUCUUGUUAGAGUUACUAACAGGAAGGCGUGUAGUCGAAGAUGAUAGACAGGUAUACACUGAAGAAACGUUGGUCGAUUGGGCAAUGCCUUUCCUGAGUGACAGCAGAAGAAUAUUGAGAAUCAUGGAUACAAAGUUAGGCGGUCAAUACUCAAAGAAAGGAGCUCAAGCUGCAGCUGCGCUUGUUCUAAAGUGUCUUAAUACUGAUCCUAAACAUAGACCAACCAUGGUAAAUGUUCUAGCUGCAUUGGAAGCAUUACACUCCUCAAAUUCAUUUCCAAAGAAACCAAAAUCUGGAACUGAUAAUCAUAACUCAGUCCCAAGGACACCGAAAUCUGGAACUGAAAAUCAUCAUCCAACCAAGCAUUCUAGUCAUCAUCAUUUACAUAAGUCAAUUGCCAAUACUACUAGAAAACAUUGAGAUGCUUUUCUACUAGUGUGGACUAAUGCUUAUGCAUUCCAAUUAGUGGUUUGUUCUUUUCAUUAUGUAGCCAAGUGAACAAUUUCAUGUUCUUAUUGAGAAGCAUCAUUGUUAGCUGUCUUAGACAGCUAUGGAUGGAAAAACUUAGACCUGUAAUUUUUAGACCAUUAUAUUCAUUUAAUUUAUAGAUAUAGAUUUGUGUCA